Molecule: messenger RNA, 2452 nt
Organism: Mizuhopecten yessoensis (Yesso scallop)
Lineage: Eukaryota; Metazoa; Mollusca; Bivalvia; Pectinida; Pectinidae
Product: inositol polyphosphate multikinase-like
Exons: 6
Coding region: 113-1141 (342 amino acids)
Biological process (GO): inositol phosphate biosynthetic process
Cellular component (GO): nucleus; cytoplasm
Molecular function (GO): inositol tetrakisphosphate kinase activity; inositol-1,4,5-trisphosphate 3-kinase activity
Source: RefSeq, a predicted model, not a curated record
UAAAACACCAUGGACUCUUUCAGAUAAACUUGUUCGGACAGCUUUUUACACAGCUAUGUCACUACUUGGUUCCAACACAGCGGAAUGAAGACAGCGAGAUAAAUAAACAAGAAUGUCAGCGUCUUUGGCUAUACCACCGUUGCCCCCUGGGACCAAACCAUUAGCCAAUCAGGUGGCUGGACACAAGNGAAAAUUUUCUGCCACAAAAAAAAUAGGUUGUCUACAACAUGAGGAUGGUACAGUGCUCAAACCUGUCCAGAGCCCGCCGCGUGGUCAGAGGGAAAUGGAAUUUUACACCACCGCCUUCGACGAAAACUGCUCCAACAAAACCCUUCUCAAUCUUCGCCAAUUUGUCCCGCAGUUCUCUGGCAUUGUACAGUGUACCGACAACCCCAGUGUGAGUUACCUGAAGCUUGAGAACCUUAUGUGUCGCCUCAGUAAACCCAGUGUCAUAGACAUCAAGAUGGGCAAGAGAACAUAUGACCCUGAAGCACCUCCAGAAAAAAUUGCACUUGAAGUUGCAAAGUUUCCUCCCGUUAUCAAACUAGGAUACCAACUAUCUGGCAUGCAGGUUUAUGACCCAGAAUUAAAUAAAACAGUGAAAUAUGACAAAUACUACUGUAAAAAACUGUUUGAAGACACCAUGAUAACACACGGAUUAGGGAGGUUCGUUUUGAUUAACAAGGGUAUGAGAAAGGAUGUACUUAGGGUGGUGGUAGAAAAGCUAAAAGAUCUGGAAAGUUGGUUUUCAGAACAAAGGAUAUAUGCUUUCUAUGCUAGCUCAAUUCUGAUUGUGUAUGAAGGCGAAGUCAAACAUAAACCGGACUGCUCGACGGCUGUCAACACUGACCAGACAGAGUCCGAGAAAAACAGGGAAAAUACUCUCAGAUCCAACUCUCCUCACAUGGAAAACGGAGAGGGAGACACUAACAAACCUAUAGACUCCUUGCACAUUGUAAAUGGAGGUGUAGAUGCCAAAAUUUCUUCAAAACUAACCGAGGAUUGUGAGUGCCCUCUAGUGGAAAUACGGAUGAUAGAUUUCACACAUGUUUUUCCCUCACAAGAAUUGGAUAGUAACUACUUGUUUGGUCUCCAAAAUUUGAUCACACAUUUUCAGUGUCUCCUGGAUAUGCCAUCUUGAGACUGGAUUCUACAAUAUACAAUAGUGUUCAAGGUUGGAUAACUCUACUGCGAUUUUUCUGAUCAUGUUUCUACCGUUUCAAAUGUGGAUAAAUUUCUGUGAUUUUAUAUCCGGGUACAUGUCAAUGUUCAAAACAUAUAUUUAUUAUUCAGAAUCAUAUUAUCAAUGUUUUCUACUGACCAUGAUUUUCUACAAUAUUUGUUUCUUUAUUUAUUGUCUUUGAAUAUAUGUUAGUUGUUAUUUUGCAUUUGUUGCAUCUGAGCCUGUGAUUUAUUUCAUAAACAGAUGCUGGCUUGUCUUAUUUCUGCUGGUAUUGUGUAAUAUUCAGGUUGAUGAAACACUUCCAAACAUUGUCAUUCCAUAAUAUGAUUGAUUUUUAUAAUGUUGUAUAUAACAAACCAAACUCUGACCAUGGACUGAAGGUCAAGGUCACAGACACAAUUCCUGUAGGUCAAGGUCAUAGAAAAUGUCACAUAAACUUUGCCUUGUACUAUAUUAUUAGACUAGGGGCUUUUCUCUUACAGUACCUUAUAGUACACAGUACAAAGAAUUAGGAGACUCUUUUUGAUCAUGUCAAAAAUCCCUCUUCUGUUGGUUAUGUCACUUUAAAGAUAUUUGUUUUUUAUAGGAAAAUGUUUUCAUGAGAAAAAGACAGGAAGAAACUGUUAAUCUUUAUGUUCAUUGUAUAAAACCUGUAGACCUGUAAUUAAUUACACUACGGGUAUCACACAUAACGCAAAGACAGGUUUGGGACAAAGAAUACCAUGGUAAUUUAUCACCGCCGCUUACACAAUCAACAAACACGAUUGCCAAAUGAUUAUUAAAUAAGGUUACACAAUGACCCUGACCCAAGGUGUGCAAACCAAGUUCAAGGUCAUGCGAUAACCUUGAUACAUGCCUUACAUGUUAAUUAUGUAAUGUUACGCAAUAUAUUACAAAAAGAUUUCCAUGGUUCUCCAACUAGCUACUAACUAUAUGCUAUUACAAAUGUAAACACAAUUUAGAACAAUGGGAGGGUGGGAGGGAGACAAAAUGCCAGGGCUGUGUGUGGCGAGUGCUGCAACACGUCUGCUAGCGACCAUGUAAAUUUCUGGAGUGAUGCUUUUGAAAAAUAGCAGCUAUCUUGAAAAGGAGGCUGACCACUGGUCAGUGCUCGCUGAUUGGCUGCCUGAGACAAACAUAUAAGUAGUAGCCCUCCUGCAGUAAGACUAAAGGGGGACCGAAUGCAUUUACUGGGUAAGAUAGAAACCUUCCCAAUGCCUGGCAGAUGACUCCCUCCUCCCUGAAUUAAUACACUAUUAAAUCUUAAUA